Capsella rubella is the source of this 2633-nucleotide messenger RNA. Its product is annotated as subtilisin-like protease SBT3.3. NCBI's taxonomy places the organism in Eukaryota, Viridiplantae, Streptophyta, Magnoliopsida, Brassicales, Brassicaceae. Bases 259 to 2571 code for a protein of 770 amino acids. The transcript has 12 exons. The record is from RefSeq and is a predicted model, not a curated record. Gene Ontology annotation, molecular function: serine-type endopeptidase activity. Gene Ontology annotation, biological process: proteolysis.
AUAGAAUGUAUCUGGGCGAGAAAGCAGCAUGAUGAUCCUGAGCUAGUCACAGAACCUCAUCACCAAACGUUGUCGUCAUUUUGUGGAAGGCACAAAGCGAGCUACAUGUUACAGAGUUGGCUUUUCAGACUUUGCUGCCAAGCUUACCAAGUCACUAGCCAACAAAAUUCUUAGUACUCACUCACAUGCUUUAAUUACUGGCAUGGAACAUUCCAAGUACUGCAGAUUGAGAAAAAUAAAACUCUACUUUUUAGUGGAAUGAGUAACUACGUAUCAUCCACUCUCUUGGUGCUAACUCUGAUAAUAGUUCUGAAUGCCGCACGAGCUGGUGCUGAGGUCAAGGUUCAUAUAGUGUAUCUGGGUGAGAAGCAGCAUGAUGAUCCUGAGUUUGUCACAGAAUCUCAUCACCAAAUGUUGUCGACACUUCUUGGAAGUAAAAAGGAUGCCCAUGACUCAAUGGUGUAUAGUUACCGGCAUGGUUUUUCAGGCUUUGCUGCCAAACUCACAAAGUCCCAAGCCAGAACAAUCGCUGAACUACCUGAAGUUGUUCAUGUCAUACCGGAUGGUGUUUAUGAACUCGCGACAACACGUACAUGGGACUACUUAGGCCUUUCUGGUGCAAAUCCAAAUAAUCUCCUAACUGAUACCAACAUGGGUGACCAAGUUAUCAUUGGCGUUAUUGACACAGGAGUGUGGCCAGAGUCUGAAUCAUUUAAUGACAAAGGGGUUGGACCAAUACCAAGGAAAUGGAAAGGAGGAUGUGAAUCAGGAGAAAACUUCAGAUCAACAGAUUGCAACAGAAAGCUUAUAGGAGCUAAGUACUUUAUAAAAGGGUUUCUUGCUCAAAACAAAGGAUUCAACUCCACAAAAUCUCCUGAUUACAUUUCGGCUAGAGACUUUGACGGCCAUGGCACGCACGUUGCCUCCACUGCGGGUGGUUCGUUUGUUCCUAACGUAAGCUACAAAGGUCUUGCUGGAGGAACCUUGAGAGGUGGUGCACCUCGCGCUCGCAUUGCAAUGUACAAGGCUUGCUGGUAUCUGGAAGAGGUAGAUGGAGUAACCUGUUUAAAUUCUGACAUCAUGAAAGCAAUCGACGAAGCUAUGCAUGACGGUGUUGAUGUUUUGUCAAUCUCUCUUACUGGUGAAGUUCCUCUACUUCCUGAAACGGACCUGAGUAAUGAGUUUGCUACUGGAUUAUUCCAUGCUGUUGCAAAAGGCAUUGUAGUUGUUUGUGCAGGUGGUAACAAUGGUCCAGAAGCUCAGACCGUGACAAACACAGCUCCUUGGAUCUUAACAGUGGCUGCAACUACUCUAGAUCGGUCCUUUCCAACACCUAUUACACUUGGGAAUAAUAAAGUGAUAUUGGGUCAAGCAACCUACUCAGGUCCGGAACUUGGCUUAACUAGUUUGGUUUAUCCAGCGGAUGCAGAGAACAGCAGCGGUGUCUGUGAGUCCCUUAAUCUUAACCCCAACAGUACAAUGGCCGGGAAAGUUGUGUUGUGUUUCACAACUUCAAGAACUAACACUGCUAUAGCGAGCGCUGCAUCUUUUGUGAAGACAGCCGGCGGGCUUGGCCUGAUCAUCUCAAGAAACCCGGUGUACACCCUCGCACCAUGUGGUGAUGAUUUCCCAUGUGUCGCCAUUGACUACGAGCUCGGGACUAAUAUACUUUCAUACAUACGUUCAACUAAAUCACCUGUUGUGAAGAUACAACCUUCUAAAACACUCUCCGGACAACCUGUUGGGACAAAGGUUGUACAUUUCUCAUCGAGAGGGCCUAACUCGAUGUCCCCGGCGAUUCUAAAACCCGACAUAGCAGCACCAGGAGUAAGGAUAUUAGCUGCUACAUCUCCCAAUUCCACCAUGAGUGUUGGUGGAUUUGGUAUUCUUUCAGGAACAUCUAUGUCGACUCCAGCAAUUUCAGGAGUUAUUGCACUUCUCAAAUCUCUGCAUCCUGAUUGGUCCCCUGCUGCUUUUAGAUCAGCCAUUGUCACUACAGCUUGGCGAACAGAUCCAUUCGGAGAGCAGAUCUUUGCAAAAGGGUCAUCUGGCAAAGUAGCUGAUCCGUUUGAUUAUGGUGGAGGCCUCGUGAACCCUGAGAAAGCUGCAGAGCCUGGUCUCAUAUAUGACAUGGGCUCAGAAGACUACAUACUCUACUUGUGCUCAGCCGGUUACAACGACUCAUCUAUCUCUCAGCUUGUCGGUAAAGUAACAGUCUGUUCAAACCCCAAACCUUCUGUUCUUGACGUCAACUUACCUUCAAUAACCAUCCCAAACCUCAAAGAUGAAGUAAAUCUCACUAGAACCGUCACGAAUGUUGGACCGGUUGACUCGAUCUAUAAAGUCGUGGUCGAGCCUCCGCUUGGGGUGAUAGUGGUUGUGAAGCCGGAGACGCUAGUGUUUAACUCCAAAUUUAAAAGAGUCUCCUUCACUGUUAGAGUCUCGACCACACACAAAACCAACACUGGAUUCUACUUUGGUAGCUUGACUUGGACUGACUCUGUACAUAAUGUGAUAAUCCCUGUCUCUGUCAGAACUCAAAUCCUGCAAAACUACUAUGAUGAGAACUGAUUGUUUAAGGAUCAUUGUGUUUACGAAUAAAUCAUUAUUAAUAAAAAUUGGUUUGAUGACAA